CGUGUCUACGGUGGCAGCCUAGGGUGCCUGGGCUGCCCCUGCAAUUUUCGAAAGACAAGUCAACUGAGUUUUAAAUCUAGUGGCUUACAACUUUUAUUUAGAAAAAAAAGUCAUGCAUUGUUUAUUUUAUUAUAUUAAUAAUUUAUGCAUUGUCGAAUUGAUGUCUUCAUUCAUUUAUGAUUCGUAUCGAAAAUCGCGAUAAUAAAAUAUGGGUAUCUGCCAUCUAAUAAUUUAAUUUAAUAAUACAAAUACAAUUUAUGGGAAAUAUGAGUUAUUUUUAUUACUAUUAAAGGAGAAUAAUUACUGUAGAUAUGGCACUGAGUAGUGGUGACGACCCUACCCGUUUUCGGAAUAACCUGAUCAGACGACGGUACGGUUCGCAUAAUCGCAUCUAUUAUUAGAUAUUUCAUGAACUCACUAAUCACUGUAGUCACAAUUCUCGAACACACGAACCGAAUAAACAUGAUCGUUGAAUUGUAAUCACUAGAUAGUAGACAUUCAAUCGUAAUUGUUCUCGUUUUUUCGCUAUUGACAUUUUUGCUGUAUUUAAGACUUAAGUCCCGAGAGGAUGGAUAUUUUUAAAAGGAAAAAAGGAGGAGCUGCUAGAGAACAAGAUCGUAAAAAAGUUAAACUGAAUAAAAUUGCUAAAUCUUGUCAAAAUAUAAAAAACUUUUUUAAAUUAAAUAAUGAACAUGAAGAUCAUCCCGACGAUCCUGCUUCAUGCACGAAUGAAAAAAACAGCGAAAAUUUAAUUAGUAAUAUAUCAGAAGCUGAACCAGAUCAAAAUUACAUCCAAAAUCAAACAAAAGAAGUCGCUAAUGAUGUCACAGAGCUUAAUACUACUAUCAAUGAUCCAACAGUUAAGUUACCAACCAAUCGUCUUGAAUUUUAUCAAAGAAUUAAUCAAGGUCCAUAUCGUCCAAUUUUAAAGCUUUAUCCGAAAACAUUACAAGGAAAGAAACAGCGUUCGUUUCAAAAAUCGUGGUAUGAAUUGUACAGUUGGUUAGAAUAUAGUCCAUUGGUUGAUGCAAUAUUUUGCUUUUCGUGUCGUUGUUUUAAUGGAAAUGAAUUAAAUAUUGGUCAGACAGAAAAAGUUUUUACUAAAACCGGAUUUAAUAGUUGGUACAGGGCUUCUGAAAGAUUAAAAUCUCAUCAAAUGUCAAAAUAUCACAUAAACAGUCAAACUGCUAUGAAUAAUUUUUGUAAUAAUAAAUCUAUCGACGAAGUAAUUGACAGUAAUAUAACUUUGCAGCUAAGUAAAAGGGAAGCAGAACGAUUAAAUAACAGGGAAGUGAUGAAACGUUUAAUUGAUAUUGUGAUUUGUCUUGCUAAAUGUGGUAAGCCUUUUCGUGGCCAUGAUGAAUCGCACACCAGUUAUCAAAAAGGUAUGUUCUUAGAAUUGAUUCAAAUCCUAUACAAAUAUGAUACUGUUUUAAAAACUCAUAUUGAUAGUGGUCCUAAGAAUGCUAUGUAUACAAGCAAUAUAAUUCAAAAUGACAUUAUAAAUUCUAUACAUAAUGUAAUCAAUCAAGAAUUAAAAUUAAAAUUACAAAACACUCAUAUUGCAGUUAUGGCAGAUGAGACCAGUGACAUAGGUCACCACGAGCAACUUUCUGUAGUUUUUCGCUAUUUUGAUAUCAAAACCAACCGCCCAAUAGAAACAUUUAUUACUUUAAUACGUAUGUUGUCUGUAGAUGCAGAAUCAAUUUUUAAUGCACUUAACGAUGUAAUUACUUGUCAAUUUAAGUUAAAUUGGAAGAAUAUAGUUGCAGUUUGUUUUGAUGGAGCAGCAACUAUGGCAGGUAAUAUUAACGGCGUUCAAGCCAAAUGCAAGAAUAAAAAUAAAAAUAUUUUACAUGUGCACUGUUAUGCACAUUGCUUAAAUUUAACUUUGAUGGAUGCUGUAUGUGCUAAUGCAAAGUAUAGUGAAGUAAAUAAAUGUGUCUUUGAUUUUCUUGGGACUGUACAAUUUAUUUAUUCUUUUAUUGAAGGGAGUCCAAUACGACACGCAGUAUUUGAAAGAUUUGCUAAAUUAGAAGGUGCUAAAGUACAAACAUUGAAAUCAAUGUCUCAAACUAGGUGGGCUUGUCGUGCUGAGGCAAUAAAUGCAGUUAAGAACAAUUACAAAGCUCUAAUAAGUACGUUAAAAGAAAUAAAUUCCAAAUGUUUCAUACCUGAAGCAAGAGCUAAAUGCCGUGGACUUCUACAACAACUUAAUACCUUUGAGUUUAUUUAUUGUUUAAAUUUAAUGCAACCAAUUUUACAAUUAAUACUAAAAGUAAGUUCAUCUUUACAAGCUUCUAACUUGGAACUUUUUUCUGCUGUUUCACUUGUACAUGCUUUAAGAUCUUCACUAACCUCAUUAAGAAAUUCACCUCAAGAAAUUCAGUCUAUAUUUAUUAAUACAGAACAAAUGUGUAAAGAAAAUAAUAUUGAAAUACCAACUGUAAAAAAUAGAAAAGUUUCAAAAAAAAGAGAUGAUUUACAAUGUUCUACAUCACAGCAUAUUUUUCUUACAAAGAGUGAUGAAAUGAAAGUAACUGUUGUUUUUCCAUUAUUAGAUGUGUUAUUAUCUGGAAUCAAUGAUAGAUUUAAACAAGAAACAUCAGAUUUGAUAACUGUGAUUGGACAAUUAAUUAAUUUAGAGUUGAAUUGUAAUUCACCUUAUGUAUACAUACUAAACAAUUUACUAAAUAUUCAAACACAAGAUCUUUUUGUAGAAAUCAAGCUUUUAAAAAGUAUUGAGGACACACCUAAAGGAACAUCAUCUGAUUACAUAUAUAAGUGGCUUGAUUGGUUAGCAAUAGAAGGAAGAUCAGAUACUUUUAAGACAUUUUAUAGUUGCCUAACAUAUUUUGUGGUUAUACCAGUGACCAGUUGUGGAUGCGAAAGAAGUUUUUCAAAAAUGUCAAUUGUAAAAACCAAAUUAAGAAGCACAAUGACGCAAGAAAGGCUUAAUGCUUUAUUAUUUUUAUUUAUUGAACAAGAGUAUGUAAGUAAUAUCAAUGUUGAAAGUGUGAUUGAUGAUUUUAAAAAUGUUCCUUCAAAAAGAAGACUUAUUCUUUGAUAUAGGUAUGCGUGUUAGGUAUAUUAUUAUUAAUUUUAUAAAAUAUAAAUAUGUGUUGUUCAAUGUUCUUAUUGUUAUUAAACUCAUCAAGUAUAUACUUCUUAUUUAAAAAUUGUUAUUCUAUAUACUUAAACAUCAUAUAUUUUGUUUAUUAUCUAAUUAUUCUAAUUUAUUGUAUUUUAAAGGUUA
This is a messenger RNA of Aphis gossypii (cotton aphid), 3256 nucleotides long. Its product is annotated as zinc finger MYM-type protein 1-like. Lineage: Eukaryota; Metazoa; Arthropoda; Insecta; Hemiptera; Aphididae. Gene Ontology annotation, molecular function: protein dimerization activity. The transcript has 4 exons. The coding region runs from base 569 to 3067 and encodes 832 amino acids. The record is from RefSeq and is a predicted model, not a curated record.